Nymphaea colorata (pocket water lily) is the source of this 1405-nucleotide messenger RNA. Its product is annotated as protein FLX-like 4. The transcript has 4 exons. NCBI's taxonomy places the organism in Eukaryota, Viridiplantae, Streptophyta, Magnoliopsida, Nymphaeales, Nymphaeaceae. The record is from RefSeq and is a predicted model, not a curated record. Bases 206 to 1153 code for a protein of 315 amino acids.
GGGGGUGGGGAAGAGAGGGUUCUCUCUCUGAGCGGCAGCCAUCCCCCUGUCUGGCGAUUGUACGCGCAAUUGGACGUGCUGCAAGCCUGCGAUUGCGAGAGCCCGACCUAGUGUGUGCCUUCGACCGGCGAAGGCGUCGAGGUUGGCCAAGCCUGACUGGAUAUUGUAGGACUAUUUUCUCUCAAUAGGCCAUACCUAGGGAGUUAUGGCUGGUCGUUCAGUUCCACCACCAGGCAUGAUGCGUCAUGGUCCAUUUCCUGGGGGGUUAGGUCCAGUUGCUCAUCGUCCAUUGGAACAACCAUCACCUCAUCUUGAACUUCUAGAAAACAAGGUGGCUGUUCAAGCAGCAGAAAUGGAGAGACUGGCUAGAGAAAAUCAGAGGUUGGCAGCAACACAUGUCACCUUGAGACAGGACCUUGUUGUUGUCCAAAAGGAGCUACAGAGAUUAGACUUACAUGCUGGUAGUGUAAAAGCAGAAAGGGAACACCAGAUUAAGGGUAUGUUGGAUAAAAUGAUGAAAAUGGAAGCAGAUCUGCGGGAAGGGGAGGCCAUAAAAGUUGAGCUGCAGCAGGCACACCGAGAAGCUCAAAGCUUGAUUGGCUUGAGACAAGAGCUGAAUACCAGAAUUCAACAGAUGACCCAGGAGUUACAGAGAAUGCAUGCUGAUAUCCAACAGAUACCUACAAUGCACAAAGAGUUAGAGGGAUUGAGACAAGAGCAUCAACGAUUAAGGUCCGCGUUUGAGUAUGAAAAAAGUUUAAAUAUAGAGAAAGUAGAACAGAUGCGUGCGAUGGAGAAGAACCUGGUGUCCUUGGCAAGGGAAGCAGAAAAGUUGCGUGCUGAUGUGUUGAAUGCAGAGAAGAGGUCAUAUGCGCCAAACAUAUAUGGGGGCAUCUACAGCGGCUCCGUUUCAGCAUAUGCACCCAACCAAGGCAGUGGAUAUGUAGAUGGAUAUGGAAGACCUCAGGUGCACAUGGGUGGUGGUGUGGGCGAGGGCAUGAGUCCAUACAUGCCUACUGGUGGAAGUGGUGCUGGGGAUGGCGCUGCAUCUGUUGCUUCUGGUACUGUUAGUGGAAGUGGAGCUGCUGGCAAUUGGACUGGACCUUAUGAUGCUGUCAGAGGAGCACCUGCAUCAGCUCAGCCUCAGAGAUGAAUUUUUGCAUCUUGAACUUGAUGCAUGAAGCCUAACCAACCAUGUUUUCAGGAUCAUACAUUACAUCUGACUUCUGUGGUCGAUGUAUAAAUGUAUAACGCCGAUGAUGGCAUUUGUUAAGGCGUGGAUUUGUAGAAUCUGAUCGUAGUGUGUUGGUCUUCUUUGUUCCUCGUCCUUCGAAAGGAUUUUGGCUUCCCAAUGUCCCCUCUACAACUAUACUGAUUAGAUAAUGAAAUCAAUAGUUAGGAAACA